UUUGCCGUGAGCGGAAACAGAUUCUUCAGUUGAUCUCUGCGCAAUGGCGGAGGUCAGACUGCGGUUCGGGAAAGGGGCUUACAAGCUUUUAAAACCGAAAAAUCUCCCGCUUUUGGAUAAAGACGGUGAACCGGUUUCAACGGUAGCGUAUGUUGCAGCUUUAAUAAAUUCACCACAGCUCUGUGAGAGUCGAAAUGACCGCGUGGAAGCAGCUAAAAGACCGGCAGCUCUGGAGACUCCAGAAGGGACUGUGCUCUCACUCUUUACCUGUGCUUGUAGCGAUGUGCCGCUUGACCUCCAUUCUGGAGAUAUUAGUAACGGUACACGGACUGACCCUCAUGGCUCGAACUCUAAGGCAUCUCCAGUUCAUAUGUCCUCCUGGAGGAGCUCGUGUUUGGGAACUCAUGGGAAACUCCCUCUCCUGUCCAGCCAUACUGGCACACACUUUAAGCGCCUGGUGAGGAGGUCCACAUAUAAAAAUACGCUUUAUGGACCCCCAAAUGAUUAUUUAUGGCAGUUUAUGUCUUUAACCAGAGCUUAUAGUGGCACACAGGAUAAAGGCAGCCCAUUAUACAAAUCAAAGUCUGCUUAUUAUGAUAUUUUGGAAGUUUCUCCAACCGCCACGCACUCACAAAUCAAGACUGCCUACUAUAAACAGUCCUUCAUAUAUCACCCAGACAAGAACGCAGGGAGCGAGGAGGCCGCGUCCAUGUUCUCGCAGAUCAGCGAGGCGUACAGCGUCCUGGGUAAUAAAGCUCUGAGGAGGAAAUACGACCGUGGGAUCCUGAGUCAAGCUGACCUGCAGGGAUCCAGCAGACCCACCUCCAGGGAGAGUCCAGCCUCAGGACAGCAGAGCGGGACCCGACACUCCCCGUCUGUGGGAGCCACCCAGCAGAACAUCUUCGACUUUGAUGCCUUCAUCAGAUCACACUAUGGAGAACAGCUUAAAAGAGAGCAGGAGAUCCGGCAGCGCAGAGAAGAGAUCAUCAGGAAAAAGAAGGAGCUGGUUGAGGAUAUGAAACUGGGCAGGUUGAAGGAGAUUGCUGUAGGGAUGAUGCUGGCUAUGGCGGCCAUGAUCUUAUUUAGCCUGAAGUCUAGCAAGUGAAGAGGAUACAGGGAUACUUGAAGCAUAUCUCACAUUUUAACAGUUAAAAGUUGUACCCACAAACAUACUGUACGGAUACAUCAUAUUUACCUUUCCCCCCAGAUGUUGCCACAAACCCCACUUCAGUAAAAUUAUAACUGAUUUACAUAAGGGCUAUGUUGAAAUUAGGUAAUGGUUUUGCAAAAAUAACUUUUUUUAAUAAUAAAAAUAUAAAUAUAUUAUUAAACCAUUUCCUAAUUUUAAUAUACCCUUUAUGUAAAUCAGUUAUAAUUUUACUGAAGUGGGGUUUGUUAUAUACACCCCAACACACACCAUGGUAACCAUAGUCUCUGCUAAAAACAAAACAAACAUUGGUACUAAUAAAAAUCAUCAUAAAUCUAUACUGGAUUUUAUUAUAAUAGUCUAAAUCAGUCUUAUUUUAAUAUGUAUACACAAUAUUUGAAAAUCAAAUAAAACAUUACUCACAUCCCCAGUCUUGUUUUAUUUUUUAUAAUAUUAAAAUAUAUUAUUUUAGAAAUUAAAUUUUAGAAAAUAAAACAGGACUUUGCUAUUUGAAUAAGAUCCUGUAUAGAUUCGAUUGUGUGUGUGUGUGUGUAAAACAAAACACAUUCAGAGUAUUAGAUCCUAAAUGUUUUAAUUUAAUUUCUAAGAUAAUAUGAUGUCUGAAAAUGGUUUAUCUAUCAUAAUGGAUGCCAUUAUUGCUAUAUAAUUAUGUGCUCUACCUCAUCUGUUAUACUGUAUUCCAAAAAGUAUGAUUUGUGUAGGCAUGGAGCAUAAUCAUUUAAACUGCUAGUAAACACUGAUAGUAUUAUUUUGCACAAAGGGCCGUGGUAAAAACAGUCACUGGUUCAUUAUUAUUAUUUGUCUGGCUUCACUUCACCUGAGCCCCUAACUUA
Molecule: messenger RNA, 2001 nt
Organism: Cyprinus carpio (common carp)
Lineage: Eukaryota; Metazoa; Chordata; Actinopteri; Cypriniformes; Cyprinidae
Gene: dnajc30a
Product: DnaJ heat shock protein family (Hsp40) member C30a
Source: RefSeq, a predicted model, not a curated record